AUGGCAUCCAUAACCGAGGAACAGAUCCAUAAGGUAAGGAGGGAAAUGCCAACAAGAAAAGGUGGAUAAAAAUGUGUGUGCCCUGGUGAGUUGCUUUGAAUUAACAAAGCUUUCCGCUGAUUCCCCCCACCCCCACCCCCGCCAGCCACCCUCUGAAAUUGGAUUUAGCAAUGAUUAACUCAAUGAAUUUAUCUCUGUUUUUUGUGCACCCAUAUGGAGAGAGAAACAUCCUGCCAUGACUUGAAAUAUAUUGUUGGCCUUUUGCAUACCCUUUCUUUUGAUCCUUCUCAUUCAUCCCCUGAUCUUUCUCUUUAUCCGUUGCCUCUCUUAAACUCUGAAAAUCCGCCGCUCUUUAUCCAUAAUCUCCUUGGGCAAUGUGUUCUCCAAAGUAAGCAGGCCCUUCAUUCCAGGGGGUUGUUGCUGCAAUGGUAUUGCAAGUUAAUUUUCUUUUCUUUUCAAUGUUGUUUUGAAAUUUAUUUUAUAAUGUACAGAACGAUUAUAACAGAUGAAAAUCAAAACCGUAAAAUAGGCACACAGAAUAAAUACAGUUACCGAACAGUUCAGUAACAAAGUCCAGGUCAAGAAAGAAAAAAGAAUGAAAGUUGUCUUCACAUGAAGGAAGAAUAUAUAACUGUUACUUGAUUUUCAAGUAGAGUUCCCAAUUUCCCAGGCUUGUAACGAAGGUUGCACUGAAAAUGAGGGUUCAGCAGUAAAGGAAUGCCAAAUCAUAUAAAAAGGUUCUAGAUCCUGUCAAAAUCUCAAAUUAUGUGCAAUUUCCUUCACUAUACCUGCAUUCCUGAGUGGUACCAAGUAGCCAGUGUAAGAUUUGGGGCUGUUUUCCAUUGCGUUGCAAUUACUAUUUGAGAUGCAAAUACCAUAUACAAGACAAAACCUUACGAAAAUAAAUCUACAUUGGUAUCCUCAACAAUUCAAUGACAUUAAUUUUGAACAGCAAACAAUAGUUCCUCUGGCAGUACUGAUCAUUUCUGUCAAAAUUAAACAAUUAAAGAAUUCUAAGAAUCUUGAACCAACGUACAUUCCCACCAUAAAUGUGUUGUGGUUUGAUUUGAUAGAUAAGAAACAAUGGCAAAUUUGAGUCAAUAAAGCAGAAAUCUCUCUUGAUUUCUUGCUACUUCAGUGGGAACGUUUAUCAGGACAUUACGUAUCUCCUAAAAGUCAGAGCCUAACAUUAUUGUGAGAAGGACCACCUCUAAGUAUGCUAGGAACUCAAUUCUUUGGUUGAGAGAGCCCUAUACAGUGCCACUGAAACCACAGAUUUAGGGGUUUUAUGGUUUUAUUUAUUUUAUUUUAUUUUAUUUCAGUUUCAGAGGCCCCACAUCCCUCCCAGGGCUUAGAGCAGGGGUCGGCAACCUAAGACCUAUGGGCCACAAGCAGCCCAUGGGGGUCAUUUACCCGGCCCAUGGACCCCCGCUGCCCGCUUGGGGACACCACCACCCGCUCGGUUGGCUGGCUCCCAUGUGCCGUACUAAACCAGCACGGAGCAGAGUGGGGACGGCCUUCUGCGAUGCUAGUCAGCUUCCCAUUGGCUGCUGGAACCUCCUGCAGCCAAUGGGAAGCUGCACAUGUCUCCUCCGCGCCGGAAGGAGCGCUGGAAAUAGUAUUUGCACAUGCGCACGCUCGCACACACUCCGGCCCACCGUGGCAUCUGUGGGACCGUGAACCGGCCCAAGCCCCAAAAACUUUGCUGACCCAUGGCUUAGAGCAAGGGAGAACAGCAGAUGCUUUUGGGCAACAAAUGAGUCAUUGGAAAGAGUUAAGACUUAUUGCUCAAAGACCUAGGGCCAUCACCAGCUGUAUCACAUGAUUCAUUGAAAAAGACUCCAACAUAACUCUAUGGAGCACUAUGAUUUGUAGUACCGUCCAGCAGGGAAUAGGGCAGAAAUUUGAUUUGGUUCACAUUUAAAGGAAAACUUACCCUAAUUUGCACUUUCAGAAACUAUCUGUGAACUGAAAUGCAGUCAUCUUUUGAAAUUUGUACUUCUCUGAAUGUUGCAAUGCUGCUUUUCAGCCAAGUUAUGUGUAAAAAUAAUAAUGCACAUACUAGGGUAUAGCAUGCAGAAAAAUAAACACCCAAGUAAAAAUAAAAUACCCCACCCCAAAAUGCAUUCUGUUAGGGGAAAUGGCAUUCUUCGCCAAAACGUGUAUAAAUUGCAUACAAAAAUGUGCAUGUUGGGGAGAGAGUCACACUGAAACGCUGAUGAAUUUCUGGGAGGACUUUUUGAAAAAGUAAAUAAAUCACAAACUGAUAUGGAAAUGUGGAGAAAAGCGGGGUGGGGGGUGGGGUGGGGAGAGAAACUGAGCAAAAGUGAAAAUGCCAGAUUUGCCUAUCUCUUGAUUCUAGUUGUUGUGGUGAUGGUGAUGAUAUCAAAAUGUCCUCCCUCCUACCCCCCAGUUCCGCCAAGAUGGCUUCCUUGUUCUUGACCAGUUUUUCAGCUCUGAAGUGUGUGAGGCCAUGAGGGCCCAGAUCCAAAAGAUCAUUGCUGACAUGGACGUGCCUCCUCACUGCCGUACAGAGUUUUCAACCCGGGAAGAUGAACAGCUCCAGGCACAGGUGCAGAAACUAGCUUCUGUCACAUCUCCCACCACAAAAACCACUGAAGCAUGGUUAAAAGUGCAGGCUAGUACCAGGGAGACCCCAGGGUUCAAAUCCCCACUUCCUUGUAGCUAGAUUCAGUUUAAUUUAUUUGUUUCUAAUCCUUAGGCAGUGUGAGCUGUAUCUGUAUGACAACCAGCUUUAAAAAAGAAAAGAAAAUAAUAAGAUUUUUUUAUUUGUUUUAUUGCUUGCUGUUUGCAGCCCUGGGCUCCUUUGAGAAGAAGGAUGGGAUAUAUAUUUAAUAAAGGAAUAAGUAACAUGAAGUAACAUGGCACCUCUAUUUUGCUAUUUGCAUUUUUGAGGACAAUAUAUUGUUGAUGACAGUAAUAAUAAUGAUGAUUUGCUUCCAACAACUUACACUUUUUUCUGUCUUUCCUUUUUCACUAUGCCAACCUCUUUUUGGGGACAGAUGCAGGUAAACCUCUUUUUUGCCAUGCAGACAGGAUAAUGGUCUGUUGCUGCAGAGUAACUCAGAAGAGCAGCCUACCCCUCAGCCCCAGCUUUUUGAACUAUUAAGAGCCAGGGUGGCAGAGCAGUUGCUCUGUUGGAUAGGAACCAGGGGGAGAGUUCAAAUCCUUUCUCAGCCUCACAGCUUGCUAGACAACUAUGGGCCUGUUGCAAUCUCUCAGCCUUAACCUACCUUACUUGCUAUGGGUUGCUGUGAAAGUUACCGUAUUUUUCGCUCUAUAGGAUGCACCCGACCAUAGGACGCACCUUGUUUUAGAGGGGGAGAACAAGGGGGGGAAAUUAUUCCCCUCUCUGUGCAGUGCCCCUUCAGCGAAGCGGCAGGAGAAAUGGAACCCCUUCCAUUUCUCCUCCCGCUUAGCUGAAGGGGCGCUGUGCCUUAGCUGAAGGGGUACCUACCCUUCAGCGAAAGAAACCCGAAGUCUCUGGAGCGCAGCGGGAGCUCCCGCUGCGCUCCAGAGGCUUCAGGCGCUAUCUUUGAAGCCUGAAGAGCGAGAGGGGUCUGCAGGCUUCGGUGAAGGCAACCCAAAGCUUCCGGAGCGCGGCAGGAGCGCUCCCACUGCGCUUCGAAGGCUUCGCGUUGCUAUCGCUGAAGCCAAAGAGCCUGCAUUCGCUCCAUAAGACUCACACACAUUUCCCUUUAAUUUUUGGAGGGGAAAAUGUGCGUCUUAUAGAGCGAAAAAUACGAUAAAUGGUUUGAGACAGUAUCAUUGUGUGCUCCCCUGAUCUCUUAGGAGGAAUAUGGGAUAAAAAUAUUAUAUUAUUGAAGUAAAAACAAUGCACUCACUUCUGUGCAUGGAUGUACACUCCCCUCCCCUUCUUCUCCCCUCAGCAGCUUCCCCAGUCAGUUCUGUAGGGUUGAGGGAACCCCAUAACAUAUUUAGGGGGUGCAUGAGGUGGGGAGAGGUGUGGAAGUUCCAUUGCACAAGCAUAAAUCCUUGCACUGGUGGAAAGAGUUAGCGCUGCAUUGGAGACAACCAGAUAUAUAUUAUAGAAGCAUGCCUUUAUCUAACUGAAUAAAAUUCCAGUGCCAAUUCCAGUGUGUUGUAACUGACAGGAGUUAUCCAAAUAACAGGAUAUUAUGGGCAUAUUCAAUUUCUCAUUAAUUUGGAAGCUACAGUUUAGUACACAGGGCUUACUUCUGAGUGAACACACAUAGGAUUAAACUAUGACAUGUUACGUUUGUACAAUCUCAAAGAAAGAGGAAGGGCUAUAGCUCAGCAGCAGAACACCUGCCUUGCAUGUAGAAGGUCCCAGGUUCAAUCCCCAAUGGCAUCUCUAGGUAGGGCUGGGAGAGAAUCCUGCCGGUCUGUGUAGACCAUACUGAGCUAGAUGGAUGAAUGGUUUGACGUUGUUUAAUGACAGUUUCCUAAGUCUUAAAGAAUGGGUUAUAGCUCUGCAGUUAAAGGGGCCACAUGACUUCAUCGCAAACAACAUUUUUAAUAGCUUAUCAUCAUUUCCAUAUUGAACUUCUUACCAAUUUUAUAAUUUGUAUUUGAUUUAAGAGAGGAGCACCUUACAAACUGCACAAAAUAUUAAAAUAAACAGCCUCAGUAUUCAUUGUGAGAUGAUAAUAUUUUUAUUUUGGCCUCCAAUAGGGCAGCGCGGAAUAUUUUCUAACCAGCGGAGACAAAAUCAGAUUCUUUUUUGAAAAAGGUGUUUUUGACGGAAAAGGUAAGCAUUUUCUAAUUUUUUAAAAAAAGAAAUCUAGAUUAAAAAAAAAAGAAAUUAAAAUAAUAAUCCAGUAGAAAAGAUGAAGAAAAAAGUACAAACCCCUCAAUAUACUCCACAUUUAAUUAGAUGUUACAAAAUAAAGCAGCCUGAUACAGGAAGAGGAGAAAGCAAAUGUUAUGAUAAAUACCAAAUAAAGCCACAUUUCAUUGGGACUUGCCACCCCCAUGAUUGGCCUAUCAUAUAAGUAGCAAAUGACUCCAAAAUGAAUGUGAAAUCACAGGUACAUUAAUAUAUGACAGUUUCUCAGAAAUGUGAAUAAACAUUACUCUGUGGAAGCAAAUGUUUAAUGAAAAACCAGAGGACUCCUUUCAGUCCUGUGAUAUGGCCAAACUAUUUUGGGAGUGGAGAUGGGGUCAGCUUUCCCUCCCCCCCCCCAUAAAAUUUUAUGAUGGUUUUUUCAUAAUACAGUACAAUAAAAAACAAACUAAUCUAAGCAAAAACAGAAACUGAAAAAGGAAAGGAAAAUGCAGAGUCCUCUCUCGAAGGCAUAGCUGUCAACGUUUCCCUUUUUUAAAAGGGAAAUUCCCUUAUUCUGAAUAGGAUUCCUCGCAAGAAAAGGGAAAAGUUGACAGCUAUGCUCAAAGGUAGCUCUGAACCCUUGUCACCCACAGAAAGGGGUGGACCCUCCCAUCUCUCACCUGGGAGCUCCCCUUUCUUCUCCCAACCUCUCACCUUGGGAGAUCCUCCCUUGCCUGCCUCACACACACAGGGUCCUUUACCAGCCCAGUCAUCACCUUCAUGUAUGUAUAAUCUGAAAUAUACUUGGAGUCGAGAGUGGAUUUCAUGCUCUUUAUGCAGCUCAUAGUGAGGAGGAAUGGAUGUUCCCCCAAAGUAUCUGCUUUAUACAAUAUUUACACAAUGGGCUGCACGUGAUUGGCUAAUUCCGUAAUUCUCCUGUAGGCCAAUCAGGUUGUGGAUUCACUUCCAUCUGGAGCUGGAUUGGGUGGCUCCUGCAGACCAAUCAGACUGCUGCAUUGUUCUAGGACAAUCAGACUGCUGCAUUCUGAAUCCUAUUGUUCUAGGACCAAUCAGACUGCUGCAUUUUGGAUCCUAUUCAACUCAGUACAUAACAUAAUCCUAGAGGAGAGGACACCAAGGAAAACAAAAAAUAAAGGCAGAAUAAGGAAGAUAAAAGGAAGGGGGGGGAGAGAAAAAAGAAAUUAAAAGGGCUUCUGAUUUUCCAUCUGUCAGUUACAUACAUUUCUUCCUUAGAGGGUUGUGCAAACCAAUAUAAUUAAUGUUGCUUUUUGUAGGAUGGGGGGAGUGAGGAUGAGUUGAUGGAACCAAAGGCGGCAGUUGCUGAAAAAGUUUGGGAACUUUUCCUAAAUUGAUCUAAACUGAUAUAACCAGUGCUUUUUUUCUGGGGGUACGCAGGGGUAUGCAUACUCCUAAACAUUUUGUGAAUUUAAGUUUGGCCUCAUUAAGGGGCAGAAUUUCAAUAUGAGUAGUAAAAUGUAAGUACCCCUAAAUAUUUCUUUUAUUUUCUUUAUUUUUUAGAAAAAAAGCACUGGAUAUAACAUAUGUGCUAUGUGAUUUAUGUUGCAUUCAACAUUUUUCUUUCCUAGGAGAUUUUCUUGUUCCAAAGGAAAAAGCUGUUAAUAAAAUUGGCCAUGGUAAGUAUUAAAGACAGCAGUGUAUGAAAAUGAUACACACUUGGCAGUCCAUUUCUCCAUAAAGCAUUUUGCAAAAAGCAUUUUGCAAAAGCCAAGCCACGGACCCCCUACUUUUGAAAAUUUUUAUAACUCUAUGGUAGUUACCUGUCCAAAGCAAUUUUUUGAAGAAAAUGUGGGGUAGCCCCUAAUAAGAAAAGGAUUUUAGGUGUACUAAAAAAAAGACCAUAAAAUUUGUGAUAUUACCACAACUUGUCUAUCCGCAGAAAGUAGAAACAACUUGUUGCCAUUGUUUCAUUACAACUGAAUUUUUUAAAAAGCAAUUGUGUCCCUAACUUGCAAGUGCUCUAUACGCAGAAAGCUUUUUAUAUGAGUAUUCACACAUGCUAUUCCUUACUUGUAAUCUGAGACGGUAUAUUUUAGCAAAACUUUGCAACAUAGGGUUCUGCUAAGUGUGGGAUCUUGCACCUUCAAGACAUAGGUGAAGGCUUGGUCAGGGCUUGAUAACACAUUGGUGAAGACUGAGUAGAAAACAACUGGGAUUUUGUAAUGUUGGUAAUACUAGUAGUAGUAGUAGUAGUAGUAGUAGUAAUAGUGCAUGCAGGUAUCUGAAGAAUGCAGGUAUCUGAAGAAGUGUGCAUGCACACAAAAGCUUAUACCCAGAGCAAACUUAGUUGGUCUCUAAGGUGCUACUGGACAAUUUUUUAAUUUUUUAAAAAUAAUUUAUUUAGUCUUCCUGUGCCCAAGUUUCAUCCUUGGCUUAAAGAGCUUAAUUAAAUACAAUACUUUUUUGGAGUGAGGUUUUUAUUUUUGCUGAUUACCCAAUAGGAACAACCAACUUUUUAAUUUAUUAAGAUUCAGCUGUACAUCCGUUUCCUCCCCUCCCCCCCAUUGUAGCCAUAUAGCUUCCCAAAGAAAACAAAAAAACAACAUCCACGCAGGCUGCCUUUUGCACUACAUAGGCCUGGGUGAUGUACUGAUACAUCUCCCAGGACUGGUAUGAAGGGCAGACUGCAAUGGCUACUUCACUCAGUGGUACAGUAUUGCAAGUGAGAUCACCACUGCUCUUGGCUGCCUCCAGCUGGAGCUGAUAGCAGAGGGACACAGGAGCAGGGGGGAGGUUUCACCAGCGAUAUACUGCUGAGUGAAGCCACCAUCCCACUCUGCUCUCAUACUGGCAGAGGGAGAAACAAGGUACGUUGGUGAGGCGCUGAUAGAACUUGUUUCUCCCUCUGCUUCUUUAAACUGCUCAGCUGAUGAGUGCACGGCUGUACUUGCCUCAGCCAAGCAAUUUUACAGAACCCCUGACCUGCCACCUGCUCACAUGAGCCAGUGGCGGGGUGGUUUUCCAUGAAAAUGCUCCACUAAGGGGUGCACGGUUGCCCCUCUCCUCAGCUGAGCAAAGCCACCAGCCCACUACUUGCUCCUUCACUGGGGGGCAGGAAACCUCUUCCAUCCUCCAGCUGAACAGUUCAGCGCAGGUGAGCCUGAAAGGGAUCAGGACUCGACUCGUUCACUGUGUAGGGUUCCCUAAGGCAGGAAUGACCGUGCAUGCUAAUUGUUUCUCUUCAAGGUCAAUGGUUGUUGUCUUUCAGAGCCGGGAAGGAAUUCCCCUGCUCUGCAGGUUUUGCCUUCCCCUUAGGAAUUGUCACAACUUUGGUGGUUUUAGGCCUUGGGUGGAAUCCUUUAGUCCAUCAAUGGAAUGGAGGGGUAAUGCACCCUUCCCAUGGCAGUGUUGCAGGGCCCUGUUAGAGGGGAGUCACUGACCAUAAGCACUCAUUGGAGGGUCAAACUCCCCUCAGCAACAGGAAAAGGGGAGGGCAGCUGUGUUAACGCACGUUUUGCAGUGUCCCUCAUAUUCCUGACUGACCCUGCCUAGCCACAGACCCCACUAGGAGGCUGAGAGAGAUACGUGCCCAAUGCUUAAGCCAAGGCUUUACUACAUCUGAAAUUAAUAAAGUUGUAGCCAAUUUAAUCCCAUAUCUACACUGUCUUGUGCCUUUAUUGAUUUGGGGCCUGGCUCCCGGGGAGCUGGGUUUGCUCCUGGGCCCGCAAGAAGCAGCCGAGAUAAAUUCCAGUCACUGUGAUGUAUCAGCGUAUACCGGUAUUUAGUUGCUGAUAUAUCACAAUGUGAAUGGGAUGCAGGUGGCGCUGUGGGUUAAACCACAGAGCCUAGGGCUUGCCCAUCAGAAAGUCGGCGGUUCGAAUCCCCACGACGGGGUGAGCUCCCGUUGUUCAGUCCCAGCUCCUGCUAACCUAGCAGUUCGAAAGCAUGAAGUGCACGUAGAUUAAUAGGUACCAUUCCGGCAGGAAGGUAAACAGCGUUUCCGUGUGCUGCUCUGGUUCGCCGGAUGCUACUUAGUCAUGCUGGCCACAUGACCUGGAAGCUGUAUGCCAGCUCCCUCGGCCAAUAAAACGAGAUGAGCGCCGCAACCCCAGAGUCAUCCGCAAUUGGACCUAAUGGUCAGGGGUCCCUUUACCUUUACCAUUAUAUCACAAUGUUGAAAAGAAAGUAUUGCCCAGCCCUAAAUCAUCAGAGGAUGAGCUGUUGUGCUAAUCAUAGUGGCAAUUUGCUUAGCUAUUUCCCCUGUGGGACUUCCAAGACAAGACAUGAAUCCCAAACUCGUAAGGGAAGAUUCACUGAAAACCCUACCUACAAGCAGUGGGAGAGUCCUCUAAACUUGAUAGUUGUUGAAAGCAAUUAGAAAUCAUUUUCAGUUUAGAAGUAGAUAACAAGGGGAAGGAAUCCCUUACAUUUUAAAAAAUGAUAAUAAGCAUUUGAGCUGUUUGCACUCCCCCCCCCCCCAAUCGCAAGAGCCCAUGGGAACUGUGUCAAAGGUUUGUGCCCAAUCCCAGCUCACCUGCCAUCCAGCAACUUUUCCACAAGUUUUCCCCCUGCUGGCAAGCAGGCACUGGUCAUGAGCAGAGGCUGGAAGGAUCCAUGGAAGGCUUUCACUGUAGAAAUUAAGUGAGCCCCUGGCAGGAGAUGGUGCCGCAGACUCCCUGGGUGUGUUCUGCGGACCCCCAGGGGCCCCCGGACCCCUAAUUGGGAGCCACUGGUGUAGACAAUACUGAGCUAAAUGAACCCAAAUGGCCUCCUUCACUAUAAGACAGCUUCCUAUGUUCUGCAAAUGUGUGCAUUUCAAACUGAAUCAUCUGGAUGUGAGGCCCGAAAACUCAUCAGCACACUUACCUGGUAACGCAUUCCAUUGAAAUAAGUGUGAUUUACCUCUAAGUCAAGAUGCAUAGGAUUGCGCUUUCAUUGAUGUUUUUAAAAAGGGUAUAGGGAUGUCCCUUUCCCUUGAUCAGGAAGGUGAUUGGAUGAGAUACAGUAAGUUGCAACAGCAAAAAAGCAGGGACAAUUUCUACUUGCUUCAUCUCUCCCCCGCUCUUUUGCAGCGUUGCAUGCAUACAAUUCGACCUUCAAGCAGAUCACUCACUCCUCAGACGUGCAGGUGAGUUUGAGUGCCAACCGAAAGCCCCAAGUCCAUUUAGACCACAUUUCCACCAUGCAUUCAAAGCCCCCCUCAUACCCCUGGCUUCCUCCAGCAAAUCCUGGUAGCUGUGUUCAGGGUUCUGAGAUUCAUUAGAUCAUCCCCCAUUCCUUUCCCAAAGCUAUAGUUCCUUGCGAAGAGGGGUGGAUGGUCCAGGCACUCUGGGAACUGCAGCUGUGUGUGUAGAACAAGGGAGUUUUCUAGCAACUCUCAGCAUGCUGAACAAACUGCACCAAAAACCAUGGCAACAGCAGUUACAAGGGUGGUGAGAGUUGUUAGGAGACCCCUAUUUUGCACAGAGAGCUACAAUUCUCAGAGCAGAUCCAUUCCUCUUCCCAGGGAACUCUGGGAUUUGAUGCUGGGGGUGGGGGAGACAGGGGGUCUCCUAACAACUCUCAGCACCCUUAACUAACUACAGCUCCCAGGAAUCUUUACAUUGAGUCAUGACUGUUUAAAGGGGCACAGUAUGGUGUGAAUGUGACUUUGGAAAAAACAAUACAGUGGUACCUCAGGUUACAUACGAUUCAGGUUACAUAUGCUUCAGGUUACAGACUCUGCUAACCCAGAAAUAGUGCUUCAGGUUAAGAACUUUGCUUCAGGAUAAGAACAGAAAUUGAGCUCCGGUGGCGCGGCGGCAGCAGGAGGCCCCAUUAGCUAAAGUGGUGCUUCAGGUUAAGAACAGUUUCAGGUUAAGUACGGACCUCCGGAACAAACCUGAGGUACCACUGUAUGGGGAACUAUUGGUUCAUACUCUUUCUGUUCCCAGGUUCACAAUAGCCUUAUUUUGAAAGGAACUGAGCUACUGGUAUGACAAAAUCUGGCAUGUAGCUUUGCUGGAUAAACUUUCCCACCAAUGACAGGUGAUGAGAGGACAAUGGGAAAGUGACCAGUUUUCAGCCAUCUGGUUUCCAUUGGUUGAAUAUGCUAAUGCACUGGAAAAUGACUAAAGGUCCCAAUGAUGUAGAAAUAGGUGUGACUGCUCCAAACCUUCAAUGGAAAACUUUAUCCUCUUUGCAUUUGACUGUAAGGAAUCUCCUAUUCUGAAAAAUUGUAACAGAAGGGGAAGAGAGCAUUUAAAUAAUUUAAUUACUGCCUCUGACAGCUUCUUUUACAUGACUUUCAUUGUCAUAGUCCAGUGGUUCCCAAAGUGGGCAGUGGAGCCACCUGGUGGAGCACAAAGCGAUAAGGGGGUAGUAGGGGGGCGCUGGAGGUGUAAACAACUUCAAAGAGCUGGCACCACUGCAUCAAGUCCUUCGAUUUUGUUGAAUUAAUGAAACUAAAUAGCUUUAAUUGGGUUUCAAAUAAAUGUGCAAUUAAUUGUUACUGUUUUGAAUUUUAUUGUGCUAUUAUCUUCCUUAGUGGGUUUUGCAGACUGCUAAUCUGAAACAUGCUUUUUGGGGGAUAGUGUAGGGAACACCAGGGAUGAGUUUAUGGAACCAAGGGGGCAGUGGCCCCCCAAAAUUUGGGAACACUGGUCUAGUCCACACUGCACCUGGAAUCACACUGUGCAAAGUCUGGGCCUGGACACACUGGCGGAGGAAGAGGAGUGCGGGGGGAGUGCACCGCCCCCAGCAGCGCGAUCCCGGUGGGGUGCCAUCGCAGCUGCCCCCAGGAUGCGUGCCCCGCCCCUGUGGGUGGCGCACCAGCCCCGCCCCCGGGAUUCGUGCCAGCCCCACCCCACCUGCUCUCCGCCCCCUGGUGCCGGAGCAUGAAGCUCUGCCACUGCCUGGACCCUGCGCUCGUACAUCUGAGGCCCUUCUUUGGGUGCCUCCUCCAUGAGGUCUGGAGAGUGGCAACACGAGAACAGGCCUUUUCUGUGGUGGCUCCGUGUUUGUGGAAUGCUUCCCAAAGGGAGACGCACCUGGCAUCAUCAUUACAUAUCUUUAGGUGCUAGGCAAAAACAUUUUUUUCCAAACAGGUGUUCAGCUGAUUAACAUCCUUUGGCUUUUUAAGUGUAAUGUUGUUUUUUUGAGAGGGUAUUGGUUUUUCUUUUCGUAUUCUCAUUUUGUAUUUUUCUGUUGCGAACCGCCUUGGGAUCUUUGGAUGAAGGGCAGUAUACAAAUUUUAAUAGUAAUAAUAAGGUAUGGAUCCUGUUUCUUUCCAUCAGGCACGGAGGGUUGUUUUUGGUAAGGACAUUUCACUUACCUGUCCUACUAUCCUUUUUCUGUAUACUUUAUUUCCCUUUUGCAAUAUGCAAAACUUCAUAAAUAACUAUAUGAGGAGGAAUGAAGUUUUCAAGCCCCAAAGGGAGAGAUGUGCCUUUGUUUGAUUGAUUGAUUAUAUUUCUGGCCAAUAAAUUAAAUAUGAAGAGUUGAAGAAUAUUUACACGUUACAGCCAUUAAAACCAAAUCACAUUUUAAAAACUAUUUCUGAUUGUUAAUGCUCUCAUUUCAAAAGCCACUGUUUGUGUGAAUGUAUAAUGGAGUUGGAGCCAAUGAAGUUGGAGCCAUUACAAUGAAUGGACCUCAGUUAGUCAUGCCCAUUGAUUUCAAUGGGUAUACACUGAGAGUCCCUAUAUUUUGUUACCUGCUUCUUUGUAGUUAGCUAGCUUAACAAGCCUGCUUCAUAAACUAUGGUUUGAAGGUGGCAUAUUUUGAACCUGACCAUAGUUUGUAAAAAAGCCACAACUGCAAGCAGAGUUUAACAGAAACUGAAAGUAAGUUCCCAAAAAUCUCUUCCUGGCUAUGUGGAACUAAGUGGUGUGUAGGCACGAACCUGAGGCUAGUUAUAGCUUGCACAUGUCAUGACAAACCAUAUUUCACCAUGAUGUGUUAACUACUAUUUUUAUCUAAUCUCGUGCAAAUUUUGGGAUAUUUUUCAGGUCCUGGCAAGAAAACUGGGCUUUGAAAACCCAGUGGUGGUGCAAAGCAUGUACAUAUUCAAGGUAUGGUAACCUUUAACUCUGCUUAUUAACUGAAUUAAUUAAUUAAAUGCAUUAAUAGGACAAUCUUUUUGUACUUUCCUCCUCAAUAAAAUGGUGUUUCCCCCUUCGUUUUCUAGCAACCUGGCAUCGGCGGUGAAGGUGAGGUUCAUACUCGGCCUAUUUCUACAAUGAAAGUAGUUCUGAAUAAAGGGCUGGAUUAAACAGGAACAGAAGAAAGUCAGACGAUUGGUCCGUCUAGCACAGCAUUGUCUGCACUGACUGGAGGUAGCUCUCCAAGGUUUCUGGAAGGGAACAUUCCCAGCCCUACAUGGAGUUUCCAUCAGGGAUUGAACCUGCAACCUUCUUCCCUGGCCCUUCCCUCCAAAUUAAAGUUCCAGACCUCAUGGUUCUAAAUAAAGGAAAUAAGCUGUUUUAUACAGAGUUCGACCACUGAGCCACCUGGCUCAGUACAGUACACUGGCUGGCACCACCACCAUAAGGAUUUCAGACUGGGGUCAUUCUCAGUCCUAUGUGGAGAUGCUGGGGACUGAACACUCCUUCCUGUGUUGCAUCACUCUCUGGCCAAGCUGAGUGCCCUCCUUGAAUGCUUUUGGAGGGCACACAGGACUUUGAUUAUGUAUUUUGCUUUUGUAUGUUUAUGUACAAACUAGCUUACUGUGCAAAGCUAAAAUUUACUCCACCGACUUUUGCAUCUGGCCCUGACCACUCCUUGCAUAUGGCGCCCAAAAGGUUUGUCCAGAAGAGAACAUAGUGCUCCCUUCUCUUGGGAGUAGAUGGGACUUUUGAUCUGAUGUAGGAAGGCUCUUCUUAUAUAUAGGCUGUUGUUUGGCCAAAGAUUGAUUCUGGUGAGGGGCACGUACACGGCUCCUGAUAAUCUGGUUUCAGUAUAAGUCAGUGUUUCCCAAACUUGUCUCUCCAGCUGUUUUUGGACUACAACUACCAUCAUCCGUAACUAGCAAGACCAGUGGUCAGGGAUGAUGAGAACUGUAGUCCAAAAACAGCUGGAGACACAAGUUUGUGAAACCCUGAUCUAUAUUAAGAGAGAGAGAGCCAGUGUGGUGUAGUGGCUAGAGUGUCAGACUAGGGCCUGGGAGAGACCAGCUUUCAAUUCCCCCACUCAGCCAUGUAGCUCACUGGGUGUGACCUUGGGGCAGUCACGGCCUCACAGCCAACCUACCUCGCAGGGUUGUUGUGGGGAUGAAGUGAGGAGGAGAACUGUGUACUUCACCUUGGAGAAAAAGGUGAGGUAUAAAUGCAAUAAAUAAAUAAAUAAAUAAAUAAAUAAAUAAAUGCGAGCACAUCUCUUGUUACCUGCUGUCACUAACAAGCCAAGGAUAUAAUAGACCAGUGGCAUGGUUAAUCGUGAGUGCUGAACUCUUGCACUGCUUUGAGGCUGCAAUUCAAGUCAGCAGCGUCCCUCUGCAGUAUUACUGUCAAUGAUAAUGUUACAGUCAAGGGAAGGGCAAGUCCAUGGAAGAGGAAGGACGAGAAGUUGUUUACUUUGCAGGAAAGCCCAUUUUGAUUGCAUGCAGAAGUUUCCCCCGUUAAGGCUGGGAAAAGCUCCCUGCCUGGAAUCCUGGAGAACCAUUGCUGCCAGUAAGUUUGAUUAAUACUGAGAUAGAUGGACCAAUUAUAUGACUUAGAGAAUUACAGAAUCAUGGAACAGCAGGGUUGGGAAGGACCCUCGGGGCCAUGUAGCCCAGCUCCCUGCAGUGCAGUAAUCUCAACUACAGCAUCCCUUACAGAUGACCAUACAACCACUGCUUGAAAACCUCCAGUGAAGGAGAGUCUACCACCUCCCGAGGGAGUUUGUUCCAUUGUCAAACAUUUCUUACUACCAGGAAGUUCUUCCUGGUGUUUAGCCAGAAUCUCCUUUCUUGACUAAAUGAGGGUUGGAGAAAACCUUUGUUUAGUGUGACAUUCGAGCCAGCUGUUUGCAUCUGUGCGAUCUGUUGCUUCCAGUGACGCCACACCAGGAUGCCACCUUUCUACAUACGGAACCUUUGGGGAGAGUGAUCGGCCUCUGGAUCGCCCUGGAAAACGCCACCCUAGAGAAUGGCUGUUUGUGGUUCAUCCCUGGCUCUCACACAAGUAAGAAAUUAGUAGCAUGGCAUUUGACUUGAUAGGAAAGCAACUGCAGACCCACAACAUCUGGUUGGCACCACAUUGGCUGCCCUUGCUACAGCUUCAUUUGGCACAACAGUGGUACAUUUGUCCCGUGCCCUCAGCCUUGUUACUGUACUUCAGUGACUCUUCUGCCUAUCCUGUCCUGAGAAGCUUCCUCCUCUUGCAGGCUGGUUGCUUGGCCCCUCUCCCAUCAGCAAAUGAGCACUGCUAAUGAGAGAGUACAGGCAUGAGUGGGGUGAGUGGGAUGCUUGAAAACCCACCAAAGGGGAGAGCUGGGCACUGGAUGUUUCAAUGACCUGUCUUUUGAUUGGCAGGCCAGCACAGGGACACAAAGUGGAAGUAUGGCUUGGAGGCGGCACCCUUUUGAGGGAUGUGGCAAAGGAGGAGGCAGAGCUGAGCUGCCAGGUUGGAGAAAGGCUGUGAUGCAGCCCAGGACCAACAGAGACAGGGUGCACAGCCAACCAGCCAGUGGGUGGGGAGCACUUAGUGGGACCUCUAUCUGCAGCUCUGCGGGGCAGGUUGACUGCCCCUGGACAUGGAGGCUGUACUGCUGGCUGCCCUGUUUGACAAAUGGCCCUGUUUGUGGCCAUUUGCUAUGGAUUGCAAAUUGGGCUAGAAUGAUGAUGAUGAUGAUUCUAUGUUGCUUUUUUAUAUUGACAGGGACUCAAUCUCCCCACAAUCAAACGAUUGUGUAUUUAAUUAUAUAUACAGUCAUACCUCGGGAUGAAUACGCUUCAGGUUAAGCAUUUUCGGGUUGCGCUCUGCGGAGACCCAGAAGUAAUGGAACGUGUUACUUCUGGGUUUCACCGCUCGCGCAUGCACAGGCGCUCAAAAUGACGUCAUGCGCAUGCGCAGAAGCGGCAAAACGCAUUACAUUCACUUCAGGAUGUGAACGGGGCUCCGGAACAGAUCCCGUUCGCAUCCAGAGGUACCACUGUAUAUUAAAUUUAUUAAUUGUAUUAAAUAAUAUUAACUAUAUUAUAAACACUUUAAUUUACAACAUGGAAAUUUAAAUCAGUGUGUGGCCGGCAGGUUGUGAGUCCAACUACUAUUGCAGCCCACUUGGUCUGAGAGGCUGGACCACCUUGGCCUAGAGUAUUGCUUUGCUUGGAGAGAUCUUGCCAGGGCAUCUGUGUACAAGACACAAGUCUGUCAACAUGUCCUCCUUGUCACUUUCUGUGGCAUCCUUCACGUUUCCAACGUGCUGUUUUAUAGGUGGGAUCACUCGGCGUAUGGUUCGUACUCCCCCAGGCACAAUCCCCUGCACAAAGUUUGUUGGCUCUGAGCAGACGUACGAUAACAGGCAAUUCAUCCCAGUGCCUGUUGAGAAAGGUAAACUUGACAACAAGGGUAAACAUUAAGAGGAAUAUAGAUAUUAACUGCUGGGCAUCAUGCCACUAACACAAUGCAGAGAAGACAGGGGGAUGUUCAGGUCAGCAUCUCACUCUCCUUUCUUUGCUACACAACAAAGGUUACCUCAGGUUUUGAUUCAGAUCCAAUAGACAAUACUAGGCUAGGGGGAAUGGUAAUGUGAUUGGUGCUUUGACUUUGCAAAUUCAUGCACUUGCUUGGUAUGACGGUGUGUUGCUUUUAAAUCACAAAAUAGGUGGCCUCAUUCUGAUCCAUGGUGAGGUUGUCCACAAAAGUGAGCUGAACCUCUCCGAAAAGUCCCGCCACGUCUACACUUUCCAUAUCAUGGAGGCGAAGGACACGGCUUGGAGCCCAGAGAACUGGUAGGAAGGAGGCUGUAGAUCACAGAACUCUUUGCAAUAUAAAAGGGACCUCGGAGGUGAUCAAUUGCUAAGCACUAUGCACUUGCCCCCUCCACAAAAGCUUUCAAAUCUUAGGAGAAGGGCUGCAGCUCAGUGACAGAGCAUCUGCUUUGCAUGCAGAAGUUUCAGAGGUUCAAUACCCAGUAGCAUCUCCAGGUAAGGUGGGGGGAAGACCUCCCAGCCUGAAACUCUAGAAAGCUGUUGAGAGUCAGUACAGACCAUCGUGUGCCAGAUGGACCAAGGGUCUGACUCAGUAUAAAGAAGCUUCCUAUAUUCCUAUGUAAGCCAGCCCUUUUCCUAGAAGGUUGCCCAGAAGGAAAUGUGCUCAUUGGGUCAAAAAAGGUUCCCUACCCCCACCUUCCUUAGGGAGAUUUAAUUUCCACGCAUGUUGUGCUCUAGUUAAUCUGUUAGUAUUCUAUGUUCCAACAUACCAUACCUUUUUUUGUCUUCUAGGCUUCAGCCAACCCCUGAGUUGCCUUUCCCCUCUUUGUACACACAAAACUAA
This is a messenger RNA of Podarcis lilfordi (Lilford's wall lizard), 17205 nucleotides long. Lineage: Eukaryota; Metazoa; Chordata; Lepidosauria; Squamata; Lacertidae. The record is from the annotation of a GenBank genome assembly.